AUGUCUCGUACUUCUUCAUCACGUCUUCAUGAUAAAUUAGAACAAUGUAAACAAAAUAAAGAUUUUUAUGAAGCCCAUCAAAUCUGUCGUACAAUAUAUGUUCGUCUUCAUUCGUCAACAAGUGAUGAAAAUAUUUUAAAGUUUCUUUUUGAAUCAGCUUGUUAUUUUCUUGAACACAAUCAAUCAAAUAGUGGCUACGAUUUAUGUAAAUGCUAUGUAGAAACAUUGAAUCGUUCAAGUAUAAAUGAUUUAACUGAUAAUCUUCUUCAAGAAAUUUGUAUUUUAUUUCAAUCAUUAAAACCUUACCAUGAUGAACGAACAGAAUUUGCUUGUAAUGUUUUACGUUGGUCAUCACAAGUAUCAUCUGAUCAACAAGAAGACGAACAAUUACCUGCUCUUCGUACAGAAUCAAAUUCAUCACUGUCAACAACAUUACUUUCAACAUUAACUGAAUCAAGUUCAACAACACCAUCUACAAAACGUUUAGUUUAUCAUAAAUUUGGUCAUCCAAGAUUACAUCAAUCUUUUGCACAUAUACUUUGGGAACAAGAAAAAAAUUAUAAAGAUAGUCGUUAUCAUUACUUACGUUCGCAUGAUGGACGUUCAUUUGCAAUAAUGCUUAUCGAAGCACAUCAAACAUUGGGCUAUCCAUCAGAAAUUGAUUUAUUUAUUGCACAAUCUGUUUUACAAUAUUUAUUACUUCGAAAUUUUCAUACAGCUUAUCUUGUUUUUGUAACUUAUGUUGAGCAACAUCCUAAAAUUCGACAACCACCACCGGGACCAUUUAGUAAUGUUUAUCCAAUGUUAAAUUUCCUUUGGUUUCUUUUAGUGUGUUUAAGAAAGAUUCUUAUUAAAACAUCAAUGAAUAAUAAUCUAUCUAGUGGAGAACCAAUUCAUCGGUCAGAUGCACCACCAUCGUCAGAAACGACUCGUUGCUUUUCAUCUUUGGUCAAUGCAUAUAAACUAUCACUUGAACGUGAUUCAACUUUAGUUCAAUAUGUUGAUAGAAUUGGUGCAUUAUUUUUUGGUCUAAAACAAAAAUCUUCGACGUCAUCAUCAAAUCCAUUUGAAAAUCUCAUGAAUUCAUUGACAGCUAAUUUAUCAAAUGGUACUCGGGGAAUACAACAACAACAGCAAUCUGAUUUAGAUCUUGAUGUUGAUUAA
Rotaria socialis is the source of this 1164-nucleotide messenger RNA. The record is from the annotation of a GenBank genome assembly. Lineage: Eukaryota; Metazoa; Rotifera; Eurotatoria; Philodinida; Philodinidae.